AUGAGCAAGGAAGUGACACUUCCACAAUCCAUUGGGCUUGUUGAUUGCAAUUUCGAUACUAUUGCACAGAUUUUGUCCUUCUGCGAUAUUCUCGAUGUCUAUCAUCUUCUUUCAUCGUCCAAACGAGACUGGGAGCAACCAAUCUCUACCUUUUUUUCUGCACAAAAGGCCGUCUCGUUCAGUUGCCUGCUGAAAAUUUUUAGAAACAAGAUUGGAAACGGUGAUGACGAGCAACAUAAUGCAGUGAUUCGUUUGGUUACGUUACUACAGGAGAAGAACCUUUUGAAACACGUUGAAUUUUCAGGAAUGCGACAGUUGUCAGGAUCCACCUGGUUGCCGCAACUACAGAACCGCUGCAAACUGCAGACAUUGGAUUUGAGUGGUUGUGCUUCCCUAGAUCCCGAUACUCUUGAGACUUUUCUGAAUGGUUGUCCGACUUCUCUACGGGGACUCAGCUUGAAGGGCUGUAUUCGAGUUGGGGCCAGUGUUGUCGGUGUCAUACGUGAUUGCCAUCAGGAACUGGAAUCACUCUCGCUGGGAGGAUGCUCGAUAAGUAUCGAUAAUUCAGCCAUUUACAGGAUGUUUUUCAAACUAAGCAAGCUAAAAGAUUUGGACUUGCAAGCACUCAAAAGACUCAAGGAUCCGAUUCUAUUUCAGUUGCCAGCCUCAAUCCAAUCCAUUAAUCUGAGUUCGUGCGAGGGGCUCCGGCUGAGAGGAACAUCCACUGAUCGCAUGAUGUUGCUACAUUUGCAAGAUCCACCGAUAUCUUGGGAAAAUGCACCCAUAUCUCGUCACAAGGUACGGCACCUAGUGUUGGACGCUAUCGGAACACCGCGAAGAGGCCUCCUUCCAGGAGCUCUGACUUAUUUUGCUUUAGGAAGACAACUCCGAGAGGUUCACUUGUCUGGAUGUGAGCAUAUUCGAGACUUGGAAAUUCAAGUUCUAGCAGAAGUCUGUCGUGGCACAUUGACAGUCGUUCAGAUGCGCGCAUGUCGCAUUGGGAAUGCAGCCCUUGUGGCGUUGGGUACCCAUUGCACUUGCCUAACAGAAUGCGAUUUCUCUGCUUGCUUCCAAGUCUCAGAUGAAGGUGUCAUCGCAUUAUGCCGAAAUAAAAGACUUGUUCAUGACAGGUCCAAUCCAAAGAGACUUUGCCAUCGAUCAACAUUGAAGUCGCUCAAGAUUGCUAGUCUCCCAUUGCUUUCUGGUACGGCAGUGAGUGAGAUUGCUUCUUUGGAUUCUUUGCUAGUGCUGGACAUACGCGACUGCCCAAAGGUUGAUGCGAGUGCGCUGUUUGGUACCGUUUUGCAACUCCGACAAUUGAUUGAUCUCAAUGCCAGGGGGAUCAACAACAGCCCCCAUUCUAUUGGUCAAAUGAUCCGACAAAAGUCGGCGAACAUUCCACCAUCACUCCGUUUCGUCGAUCAACGCGUACUAUCCUUCGAUCCUCCUCGAAGUGGACGAGCAAUCUCAUCAUUUUGCUGCACGGUUCGGACACACUCCCAACGUUUGAAUUCAACUGUACCGAUGCAAUAUAUGUAUCAUUGCGUCGACUGUGGAUUAUCUCAGUCAGUGAACCGGGGUAUCUGUUCCAAUUGCGUAACAACUUGCCACAAAAAUCACCGUACCUAUCUUGGUUCCUUCACUCGCUUUUAUUGCGAUUGUCCAUUUUCGAUAGAAGAUGAUGGUACAGCCAAUAGUGGGAGUGUGAUGCAAACUUGUCGAGCAAUCUUUCCAACAUAA
Messenger RNA from Cylindrotheca closterium, 1740 nucleotides. The record is from the annotation of a GenBank genome assembly. NCBI's taxonomy places the organism in Eukaryota, Bacillariophyta, Bacillariophyceae, Bacillariales, Bacillariaceae.